This is a messenger RNA of Microdochium trichocladiopsis, 996 nucleotides long. RefSeq lists its product as uncharacterized. Gene Ontology annotation, cellular component: HAUS complex; cytosol. The transcript has 2 exons. The coding region runs from base 1 to 996 and encodes 331 amino acids. Gene Ontology annotation, biological process: spindle assembly. NCBI's taxonomy places the organism in Eukaryota, Fungi, Ascomycota, Sordariomycetes, Xylariales, Microdochiaceae. The record is from RefSeq and is a predicted model, not a curated record.
AUGGCACACCGCCGCCUCCAGCAGGAACACGCGCUGCAGAACCAGCCACCCAUCUUCUCGCCUUCCGUUGCCCGCGCCGCAGCAUCCACCGCCAAGGACUGGGCCUACGUCGACUCGUGGCUCAAACAGAAAUACAGCACCACUGCUGUGCCCCCGUUCGAGCGCAACGCAGAGACCUUGCGCAUGCUCCUGGCCCUCGUAGCUGCCAAUGAGGCCGCAGACGAGGACCGUGACCAGCUCGCGCGCGCAGAGGAAGCUGCGCUCCAGGAAGUCCGCUCUGCAACAGCAGCCAAAGAGACUGUCGUCGAAGACUUGCUGUGCGCCAUCGAGGACAAUCUCACCAAGGAAGGCCGGGCAGCCCUCGACUCCAUGGCCGGCAUGGCUGUUGAGCUCGGCGUCGCGGCUGGCAGCGACCAUCCGAAUACAGAGUCGGGCAUCACGCCGGAGCUCCUGGCUGCCCGGUUCAUUGAGCUCCAGGCGUCAGCUGUCGAGGUCGAUCGUGCGACAGCCCGGGUCGAGGUGCUGCACGAGUACGUCAGGCACGAGACUGCGCGGCUUGCGGAGCUUAUGGGCUCAAUGCAUGGGCAGCACGUUACUGGCAGCGCGGAUGAGAAUGAAACCAAUGUGUAUGCACUAGAUCCAGAAAUGGCCAGACUAAACACCGAUACGCACAUCAAGAUCACGAAGAUGGAAGGGCAGCUACCCCAGCUCGAGCAGCAGGUCACGGCGCUCAACAAGAUGUCUCAGAUGCCUACAGUCACUGUGGACGAGGUCAAGGAAGACGAGGAUGAGUACCUGCGUGUCCUAGCGCGCAAGAAGGAUCUCGAUGCCCAGCUCAAGGCCUUUGCUGGACUGCCACCAGAUGUCGACGCUGCGCGUGCAGAGUUGGAGAACUUACGCAAUGAGCUCAGAAGUUUGACGGACCGGAGAGAUAACAACUUUGAGAGACUUGUGGAAAGAGAAAGUCCUGCAAAGCCGAGGCGGCGCAUGCCAUGA